Messenger RNA from Aspergillus ibericus CBS 121593, 916 nucleotides. RefSeq names its product tyrosine protein phosphatase LTP1 (gene ltpA). The transcript has 2 exons. The coding region runs from base 126 to 761 and encodes 211 amino acids. NCBI's taxonomy places the organism in Eukaryota, Fungi, Ascomycota, Eurotiomycetes, Eurotiales, Aspergillaceae. Gene Ontology annotation, molecular function: protein tyrosine phosphatase activity. The record is from RefSeq and is a predicted model, not a curated record. Gene Ontology annotation, biological process: protein dephosphorylation.
AAGAUUCUGCACCGGAUCCCCGCCACCGUCCACUUGAUCAAUCAUCAAUCCCUUUUUCGCAUUCACUGAGCGCAUUCCUCCGAAAACUAUAGAUUUCUAGAAGACUAUUCAACAAUACAACCACGAUGACCGUUACAAAGACUACACCCGCUGGACGGCAAGUCAAUGUCCUCUUCGUUUGCCUCGGCAACAUCUGUCGUUCUCCCAUGGCAGAAGGUGUCUUUCGCAACGUAGCAUCCUCACACCCUCUAAUCAACGAAAUCGACUCGGCCGGCACAGGUGCCUACCACGCCGGCGAAUCCCCUGAUUCCCGCACCAUGGCCACGCUCCGCCGCCACAACGUCACCAACUACCAGCAUGCCGCCCGCAAAGUCACCAAGCAGGACUUCCUCGAUUUUGACUAUCUUCUUGCGAUGGACAAAUAUAACUUGCGCGAUCUGUUGGAUGUUCGCGAGUCCGUUCUGGCAUCUAUGAACAAGUCUGCGCCCGCGUCGCGCGGCACGAAGGGUACUAGAGCAGCGUCUGCGGCAUCCCUUGCGGCAAGCGGGGAGACAGGUGCCAAGGUUGCAGAAGUGCGUCUGUUUGGUGACUUCGGUGCCGGCGGUGUCCUGCAUGAGCGAGUUGGAGGUGGCGAGGUGGUCCAGGAUCCCUACUAUGGCGGUGCCAAUGGUUUCGAGGAGGUGUACCAGCAGGUGGUGCGCUUUACUAAGAGCUUCUUGGAUUAUCUGGAGAACAAUCAGGGCUCUGAGUCGGAAAACUAGAGAGUGGCCAUAUAAAUUGGCUUUUAUAGAGCGCGCCUUUUGAUAGAGGUAUUCAGGCGCGUCUGGUUGUAGAUACCCAGCAGUUUUGUGCCAUUAUAGACUCAGGCAGCGGAUCAGAUACGUCUCAAUUCGAGGGUGAAACUCUUUAUGAAACG